UGAUCUAGAAGAGGGAUCCCGGUGAUGUCUUCUACCGCCUUGAUUCCGUGUCCGUAUCUAUGAUAGAAACCACCUUUCCCGGCUUCCAGUGCGGAAUGUGAUUGGCCAGAAUCGAGGAAAAAAGAACUGUGGGGCGUACCUAAGCCUCCUAAAGUUUAGCCUGGAGCGAUAAGGCUCGCUGAUAUCAAAUCGGACCAGCUUGAUUCACCCUGUACAUACUCACUUGUGCAAAAAGAAAAAUAGUACAUGUUGUUUGCAGGUACAUACUCUGAUCACAUAGCAUUUAAAUAUACAGUGCAAACAUGCUCCGCCGUCAAAAAUCAUAUCACUCCUUCCCCCCUGAAGAACCCUCGAAUGCGCCCUCCACCUUUAACGACAAACUCCCGCUACCAAAACUCAUCGUCUUCGAUCUCGACUACACCCUAUGGCCAUUUUGGGUAGAUACGCAUGUCAGCGCCCCUGUGAAACCCAAAGAUAACAAUUCACGAUGUGUCGAUAAAUGGGGAGAAUCAUUCGCUUUCUACCCCGCCGUCUCCUCGAUCCUUCACUCGGCGAAAUCGCAUAACAUCCCACUCGGAAUAGCCUCAAGAACACACGCCCCCGAUCUUGCGCGCGACAUGCUUAAAGCCCUGCACGUAAUACCAACAUUCACCGACAACCCCGCCGCACGGGACACGCGACGCCGCACCGUACGCGCUCUCGACUAUUUCGACUACAUUCAGAUCUUCCCGAGCAACAAAACGCAGCAUUUCACGCGCCUACAUCAAUCAAGCAACAUACCGUACGAUCAAAUGUUAUUCUUUGACGAUGAGGCGCGCAACAGAAAUGUGCAGACGGAGCUGGGUGUUACGUUUUGUUUAGUUAGAGACGGGAUGACGAAAGAGGAAGUUGAUAGGGGUGUGUGGGAAUGGAGGAAGGCUUUUGGGAUAAAACCUGGAGAUCAGCCGGGGGAUUUGGAGGAGAGGGAGGUUAGUCGGUUUGAUGAGUGA
Molecule: messenger RNA, 989 nt
Organism: Talaromyces stipitatus ATCC 10500
Lineage: Eukaryota; Fungi; Ascomycota; Eurotiomycetes; Eurotiales; Trichocomaceae
Product: magnesium dependent phosphatase, putative
Exons: 3
Coding region: 303-989 (228 amino acids)
Molecular function (GO): acid phosphatase activity
Source: RefSeq, a predicted model, not a curated record